AUGUUCCCAUCGAUGACUCUUUGCCAGAAGCAACUCAUGGCUGCCAAGAUCGUGGAUAGAGGUUACUUGACCAAGUGCCGGCUGGAGGAAGAGCGAAUAGCAAGAGGAGAAGAGGUUCCGUGGUACGCAGACUUUGUGAACUACUUGGUGUGCAGGAAGUUCCAAGUGGAUGGAGUGGUUAUCAGAGAAAGAAGUUCUUCAAAGAUGUGGUUCACUACUACUGGGAUGAACCCUAUUUGUUCAGAAAAGGGAAUGAUAACUUGUUCAGAAGAUGUGGCUAAAGAAGAGGUUGAGGGAAUCUUGUUCCAUUGCCAUGGUCAAGCUAUGGAGGCCAUUUUGCGGUUUUAA
Messenger RNA from Microthlaspi erraticum, 348 nucleotides. NCBI's taxonomy places the organism in Eukaryota, Viridiplantae, Streptophyta, Magnoliopsida, Brassicales, Brassicaceae. The record is from the annotation of a GenBank genome assembly.